AUGGCAGCCGGCGGCGGAGGCUUCUCCCGGUGGAGGGGCGGCGGGUCACCGCCAGUUCUCCUUCUCGCCUUGACGGCAGUCGGCCUCCAGCUGCUGCUGGCGUCGGCGGAGCUCCAGCGGGUGGCGCAUCCGGCCAAGAACGACGGGUCUCUCUCUGUCCUUGUUGUCGGAGACUGGGGCAGGAGGGGUGGCUACAACCAGUCUAAAGUCGCUGCUCAAGUCAGUCGGUUAACUCCCCCCCCCACAAACUCUCUUCCCUUCUCUCUAUAGAAACUCUCUCUCUAUCUAUCCUUCUGUGAAUCCUGUGCCCCCCCCGAUUAGAUCUGUGUCGCUGGUUUGCAGAUGGGGAGGGUCGGGGAGAAGCUGGACAUCGACUUCAUUAUCUCCACUGGCGAUAAUUUCUACGACACCGGGAUCCGGAGUGUUGAAGACAGGGCCUUCGAGGAGUCCUUCACGGACAUCUACACAGCCAGCAGCUUGCAGAAGCCAUGGUACGCCGGUGAGUCCUGGCUUGCCGGAAACCCAUUCCUCUGACAAUCAGCGGCUCCAUCGCCACGAGCCAUGGAGGAUUACUCAAGUUCGGAAAAGCACGGAAAACAGCCUCCAAGGGCGCGCGCGCGCGCGAGAGAGAGAGAGGCUGUUAUUUGCGGGCCGGGCUAAUCUGACCCAUCGGCGGCCUAUUUACGACUAAAGUAGUGAUUUUUUAUUUUGAAGUAAUGUGGGAAGACUCCAUUAUUCUGACUCCAUUUUGAUCUGCAAUCGGAACCCGGAAAGUACUCGGCAACCACGACUACCAUGGCGACGUCCUCGCGCAGCUGAGCCCCGCCCUGCGAGAGAUCGACCGCCGGUGGAUCUGCAUGCGAUCGUUCAUAGUUGACGCAGGUAACCUCGAGAGGGAGAAACAGAAGACAACUUAGAGAGAGAGAAAGAGAGAGAGAGAGAGAGAAAGAGAGAGAGAGAGAGAGAGAGAGAGAGUGAGAGAGAGAGAGAGAGGGAGGCAAGGAGAGAGAGAGAGAGGAGGAGAGAGAGAGAGAGAGAGAUAGCUAGAUAGAGAGAGAGAUAGGGAGAGAGAGAGAGAGAUAGAGAGAGAGAUAGGGAGAGAGAGAGAGAGAGAGAGAGAGAGAGAGAUAGGGAGAGAGAGAGAGAGAGAGGGAGAGAGAGAGAGAGAGAGAGAGAGAGAGAGAGAGAGAGAGAGAGAGAGAGAGAGAGAGAGAGAGAGAGAGAGAGAGAGAGAGAGAGAGAGAGAGAGAGAGAAGAGAGAGAGAGAUGUAGCAGGCAGGCGGCUCUACUCGUUAUAAAAAAAUUCUAAUUUGGAGGGUCGGGUUGCUUUCAUCAGAGGUUGCUGAGUUCUUCUUCGUGGACACCGUCCCCUUCGUUCUCCGCUACUGGAAGCACCCCGGUCUCCGGCGGUACGACUGGCGUGGCGUCGCCCCCAGGGAAGCUUACCUCUCAGGCCUCCUGAAGGUAAGAAGACGAAUUUCCGCCGGCGGCGGCAGCAGUAGCGGAGAUUACAUAGACUGAACUCACUGGUUUUCGGUGGUACCCAGGACCUGGAGGCGGCGUUGAGGGCAUCUCCGGCGAGGUGGAAGAUCGUCGUCGGCCACAAUCCGAUCCGAAGCGCCAGCGUCCAUGGCAACACCAAGGAGCUCGACGAGCUUCUUCUGCCGGUGCUGAAGGUUGGCCGGCGACGGUGGCGACCAGACCGCAGAGAAGGAUGAGCUGGUUAAUCAUGGGUUCUCUUCUUUGCAGGCCAACGACGUCGAUCUCUACAUCAAUGGCCACGAUCACUGCCUGGAGCACAUCAGCAGCAACGACAGGUAAGAAGAGGAAGAAGAAGCCUGAGCUUCGAUAAAUAAUAUAUAGUUGCAUUUUUAUAAACAGUAAAUACUUCUAGUGGCCCUUGACUAGCUCGAAAGCCGUCUAGUGGACCCGGAUGGGAAUAUUUCCAUUCGGAUUGCGACGGUUUCUUGUGAUAAACUGUCUGUCUCGGAUUUUGUGAUUCUUCCAGCCCGAUCCAGUUCCUGACGAGCGGGGCGGGCUCCAAGGCGUGGAGAGGGGUGUUCAAGCCCAACGCGGACAGGCUGAUGUUCUUCUACGACGGGCAGGGAUUCCUCUCCAUUCAGCUCACGAGGGACCGCCUGAAGCUCGCCUUCCACGACGUUGCCGGCGAGGUCCUCCACCGGUGGAGCACCGCCAAGGCUCUCCAUCCCUUCAUCUAG
Spirodela intermedia is the source of this 2219-nucleotide messenger RNA. NCBI's taxonomy places the organism in Eukaryota, Viridiplantae, Streptophyta, Magnoliopsida, Alismatales, Araceae. The record is from the annotation of a GenBank genome assembly.